Messenger RNA from Heterobilharzia americana, 2016 nucleotides. The record is from the annotation of a GenBank genome assembly. NCBI's taxonomy places the organism in Eukaryota, Metazoa, Platyhelminthes, Trematoda, Strigeidida, Schistosomatidae.
ACUUGUAAGAAUUGUAGGGCAUUGGGAAUCUUAUUCAUUCACCUUCCAGUUUCGGUUUCUAGACUAUCCUGCCCCUUCCUUAUCAAGCUCUACAGUUUGUCGGUCAUCUUUUUUUAUGAACUGUAAAUACAUCUUGUAUACUUGCUGAGUCACUGGCUCACUUUUUUCUCUUCCUCUUUUUCCUUCCAGAUUCUCGUAGUCACCACUAAAUUCACAUUACUCUACGUGCCCCCUGCAGCAACGUUCCUACGUUCAGGGUGUACGUUAAUCUCUCGACAGCCGGUCGUUACAGGAUGACGGCUAAGCUAUCUUCAGAUACCAACUAUGAUUUAGAACAACAGUUCAUUCUUCGUAUGACGGAUACACUCGCUGCUCAAAACUUAGCAGCUGAUAUUGAAGCUGGAAUACCCUUUAAAGAAAGCUUUACUAUAGAAUUCAAACCCGAUAUGCGACAUACAAUUGUUCGGUAUAAUGGUCAAGUGUACCAAGGUCAGAUUAUGGAUCUCCCAUGUAUAAUAGAAUCUCUGAAGACGACAGAUAAGAAAAAUUUCUAUAAAACAGCUGAUAUUUGUCAGAUGAUGAUAUGCACUCAAGGAGAUCAAACUGGUCCUCUUCGCGGAACUGCUGCAUACUUAGACAGUCGCCCUGGUUCACGCAAUAAAACUUUUGACAUAGGUCAUGAAAAUCGAGAAUUUCAAUUUCUUCACGGGAUAACUCCACCUUUAAAAAAUGUUUUACACAGAAGAUUUCGAAAAACACGUAGAAAGCGUUUUGUAGAUAUGCCUAAAAUUGAAAAAGAAGUUAAACAAUUACUUCGAGCAGAUUUACAAGCUGUAAAUGUAAAAUGGGAAGUAAUAUGGACUGAUCCACCUGCACCGAUGAUACGAGCUAAUGCCAAGAAUAAUUUAGGUACAUUAAAUACUGAAUCUGGUAGUGGAGAUGAUCGUCUAGGUAAUCAGCAUCCAACAGCUGAUGAUGAAAUAGAAGAUGAAGAUGAAGAUGGGACUCGAGCUUAUGCCAUUGAUCACCGUGAUGUAUUUGGUGAGAUUAGUAGUAGCAGUAUGGGUUCAUCCACUGAUAGUGAUGAUAGUAGUAGCAGCAGUCGUGGCGAAGGUAGGGAUCGUCGUAAUCGUCGUCGUCGUGGUGCAGGUAGUAGUGGUCAUCUUAGCGAUAAUGAUGAGAAUGAACCAUCAUCGUUGAUUGGUCGAGAUGGCAGAGAAAAAGGCAAACAUCAGUUGUCUAAACAAAAUCAAAAUUGUGACAGUAUAGAGAUUGGUCAAUCCUCUUCAACAACUACAUACAAAAAUGGAGAAUCUGUUCUGACUACUGUGAUACCUUCAGGCGAUAAUGGUACUGCUAGUGUUACUGUGUCUGAAUCUAACAAUCUUGGCAACCUUAAAGAUGAACUAGCUGCAGAACUUCUUCUAUCAGAUUCUGGUGAUGAACAAGACGAUACAAAUAAUGAUCUGAAUGUUUCAGAUGCAGUAGGCGGUAUUGUUGAUGAAAUUGGCGGAGGUAUUGUUGAUGAUGAUGACGACUUACAAACGUCUGUUGUAGCUGAACUGGUCGCAAAUUCUGUCAAUACCAAUUGUACAGAUGUUGGAGGCAUAAGUGAAUCUCUUCAUCGAAUGACUGGUAUUCCUGGUGGAGAUUUAGAUGAUUUAGAUGUUGUUGUAGACGAUGAUGAUGAUGAUGAUAAUAUCAUGCAUAGAGGCGGUGAACUACUAGACGAUAAUUCAUUUAUGGGUUUCAGUUCUACUAAUACUAAUGUUACUUCACACGGACAUAGAACAACAACACAUGAUUAUCAUAAUGUUGUAUUCAAUACAGACAUAGAUGAUAUCGAUGAAGACACUUUGUAAACAAUAGUCAACGUAUAUUGCUACAGUGGGACUGAUCGAUCUAUCUAUUUCAUAAUUAGGAUAUACGGAUACCUUGUACUUGGAUUUGUAAGAGAUACAUAUGCUUCAUCCAAAAUUAAUUUUUUGAUUGUAAAUAAAAUUUAUAUUGUACUUG